Grosmannia clavigera kw1407 is the source of this 1533-nucleotide messenger RNA. Its product is annotated as cytochrome c oxidase assembly protein cox15. Gene Ontology annotation, biological process: heme A biosynthetic process. The record is from RefSeq and is a predicted model, not a curated record. NCBI's taxonomy places the organism in Eukaryota, Fungi, Ascomycota, Sordariomycetes, Ophiostomatales, Ophiostomataceae. Gene Ontology annotation, molecular function: oxidoreductase activity, acting on NAD(P)H, heme protein as acceptor. The transcript has 2 exons. Bases 1 to 1533 code for a protein of 510 amino acids. Gene Ontology annotation, cellular component: mitochondrial inner membrane.
AUGGCCUUGUUUGAGUCGGCUCUGCGCCGGACAGCUGUCCUGGUCGCGCGGGUGCCUGUGUCCUGCAGCAAAGGCUUGCGCAAUGAGCAGAUGCCCCAGCUCUCGCAGAUGUUGCGCCAAUUGUCUCAGCCGUCGCCGUUUCAGAGCCGGUUUAAAUCUACCAUAGCUGUGCCUGUGCGCCGCCCAAACAGCCGUGCCGCCUCCAUGUCGCCGGGCUUCUUUGCCCAGGCCGAGAGGGCCACGUGUCUGUCGAGGUCUCUCGCAACGGUUUUCGCUACUGCUUCUCCUGCUACUACUACUACUGCUGCAUCCUCGACUGGACCGGACAAAGAGGGCUUCUUCCCAGAGACGUCCUCCAAGGCCGUCGCCUACUGGCUCAUCGGAAGCGCCAUCAGCGUCUUUGGCAUCGUUGUCUGGGGCGGCCUGACUCGGCUGACUGAAUCUGGCCUCAGCAUCACGGAAUGGCGUCCGGUCACCGGUGCUCUCCCGCCUCGCUCAGAGGCCGAGUGGGAGGCUGAGUUCACUCGAUACCGUGCCAGCCCUGAAUACGCCCGUCUGAACCCGCACAUGACCCUCGACGAGUUCAAGAAGAUCUACUUUAUGGAAUGGUCGCACCGUCUUUGGGGCCGCCUGAUCGGCCUUACCUUUGUCGCCCCGGCCCUCUACUUCGUUCUGCGCCGCCGUGUGGCCAAACCCAUGGCCUGGCAGCUGUUUGGCAUCGCCGCCCUCAUCGGCUUCCAGGGCUUCAUCGGCUGGUGGAUGGUCAGCUCCGGCCUGCGUGAAGAGCUGUUUGCCCCUGGAGCACACCCCCCCCGCGUGUCCCAAUACCGCCUGACCACCCACCUGGCCACCGCCUUUGUGUGCUACUCUUGGAUGAUGCUGGCCGGUCUGGCCGUCUUGCGCGAUAUCCGUCUCCGGGCAGAUCCAGCUGCCGGUGCCCGUUUGGCUUCCGUGCUCGCUUUGCCGGCCCUGCAGCCGUUCCGCCGCUCUGUCGCCGUGCUUACAGCCCUCAUCUUCGUCACUGCCAUGUCUGGCGCCCUCGUUGCCGGUCUCGAUGCCGGCCUCAUCUACAACGAGUUCCCCAUGAUGGGUGUCGGCCUCACGCCACCCAAGGACGAGCUCUGGGAUCCUCACUACGCCCGCAAGGCCGAUCACGCCGAUCUUUGGUGGCGCAACAUGCUCGAAAACCCCUCGCUCGUUCAGCUCGACCAUCGUAUCCUCGCCACUACUACCUUCUGCUCCGUCCUCGCCCUCUUCGCAUAUGCUCGCCGCGGCAACGUCGCCGCUCUCCUGCCGUCCAACAUCAAGCGCGGCACCACCGGCCUCGUCCAUCUCGUCCUCCUUCAGGUCACCCUGGGCAUCGCCACCCUCAUCUACAUGGUGCCCACGCACCUUGCUGCUACCCAUCAGGCCGGCAGUCUGGCCCUCCUGACUGGUGCCCUCGUGCUGGCUCACCGCCUGCGCAUCCCCAAGUCCAGCUUGCGCAUCAUCCAGCGGCAGCUGGAAACGGCCUCAAAAGCCUCGAAACCAUAA